UAGGGUAAAUACCUAAAGGUAAAAUUGCUGGAUCCCCAGGUAUACAUAUCCUGGCGAAGGUCAACCCAUUUUCCAAAAUGGUUGGUUGCAUCGGUUCUCACUCCCGCCAGCAGAAGGUGAGGGUUCUUCGCCCUACAUCUUCCCCAGCACCUGGACGCUGCCAGACGUUUCAACUUAGACCUUUUCGACUCAACUUACGGUAAGUGCGGUAUUAUCCAUUGCGGUUUUAAUUGGUCAUCUUCUGAUUAUUAAUGAAUUAAAACACCAUUUCAAUACACAGAUAUCGGCCAUUUAGAUUUCUCUGGUGUUUGUGAAAUACCUUUCCAUCUAUCCAUUCUUUAAUAGGACUCCUUUUCUUCUUGAUUUGUAGGAGUUCCUCGCCUAUCCUAGCAGUUUUAUUUGUGGCAAAUAAAACCCCCGGGCGGCCUCUGCCCUCCGGCACUGGGAAGUCCAGGCGGCGAGGCAGCCUCUCAGGGGGCGCCAGGGCUCCUCCGGCUCUGCCCCGAUGUCGUUAUCACGGCCAUUUGCAGCUCCGGGCCAGGACCAGGGGUGCGGUUCGCGACGUGGGGUCCUCGGUGGGGUCCCGCCCCGCCCAAGCGGCCCAGGCGUCUGUGUUGCUCGUGGUCUCCAGGACAGCGCCGGGGCGGGCGGGGGCGUGAGCAGCGGCUGCGGCGACGGCGGCGGCGGCGGCGGCGCGGGAGGACGCGGGGCCGCCGGGAUCGCGGCCGCCGAGGAGCGCCGGGCAGGUGACUGGCGGUGGCCUCCCGGAUCCGGCGUGGGCGGCGGGCCCAGGGAGGGAAACGCGAAGGGCUGACUGGGGUUGGAGAGGCCAGGAAACAACUGGAGCACGCCGGGGAGGAGCCGGCGCGAGAGCCUUCGGGACGGAGUGGGGAGCGACAAGGGGGCGAGGCUGCGCCAAGGGGCCGGGAGACCGCGAUCUCAGGAUUCGGCGUCCGGGCUCCCAGAGCAGUCCAGUUCCGGGUCAGUCAAGACCGGUCCCAGGCACCAGGCCCACCGACCUGUCACUUCCGGGACCUCCAAACGCCCCUUGUGGCGGGUCGUGUCCCUCAGGAACAAGCAAAGGUAAUGCCUUUACAAACUACAACUUUCGAUAUCAGCCAGCUGCUCCUAUCAAGAGUAUCCCCUGUUAAUUUUUUACAUUUUUCAAGAUGAGUAAAAGUAAACUAAUUCCCAAGCUCUCUAUUCAAUCUCCUGUUCAUCAUACCAACUUAAAUAUUCACCCACCUUUUAAGAAAGAAGACUUACAUCGGAUUUCAAAAGACUCCUUGGAAUCUGAUUCAGAAAGCCCCACUCAAGAGAUUAUGUCCCAGCCUGAGUUUGAUGAUAACGAUAUGGAGCCCGACAGCUUAGACGAGGAAAGCCUGCAUGAGGCAGAAGAAGAAGCAAGCGUAAAAGCAGCUCAGAUGGCUGGAGAGCAAAACCACCAUAGCUGGGACAAGGGCACCAAUAACAGGCAACAACCAAUAGAAGACAAAUAUUCAGACCUCCGCUAUGACCCCAACUGGAAGAGUAAAAAGGAGGAAGGGCAGCUGCUGCCUGUGGAAGCAUUGCCGGAAUCUACGGAUAGUUCUUUAGAAAAUCUGCCUUUGGUUCCCCUCUACCCUUCCAAGGAGACUUCAGUGGAACUCUCAGGGGAAAAGGGAGAGCAGAAAGAGAGUUCACAGAAUGAUGUAGCUUCUUUACUUGGUAGUGAGUUUUUAAGCCCAAGCUAUGAGCAUGGUGCCCGUCGCAGCAAGCCGUUUUCAGAGCUGAGCGACAGUGACCUGGAAGAGAAGUCCAGCAGCCUUUCUCAGUCCCUGAAGAGCUCAAGUUCACAUAACGAGGUUUUCCUGCCGGGAUCACGUGGCCCUCGGCGAAGGAAGUCCAAACAAUAUUUUGUGGAAAAAAACAAGCUGACUUUGGGAUUAUCCACUCCUAAAAUGGACUCUUAUCUUCAACUUCACAAUAAAAAAAGAGGGGAAACUCACCCAGAACAGAUCUCCUACCCCGUCAAAGCAACAGAAAAGACAUCUAUUCAGAAUGCCAAGGAAAUUGAAAAUGCUGCCAUCGAUCCUGAAGACAAAUGGCAUCAAAGAGCACAACAGCUAAAGAAUUACCAGGAACACUGGUCUCAAUAUGAAAGUACCAAAUCAAGCAAUGUACCAAGAGGGCAACCUUCUGAAACAGUGAAUGACCAUCAACCUUCCAGAAGACCAGCCAAGCCCAAGAUUCAAAAACUGCAUAAACACCAGAAUGGCCAGAAGUCUUCCACAAAGGAGGAGCUGAUUGCCAGUCAGGGGAGCCAGAAUAACUCUCCCAGGCAGCAACAAAACCAAAACAAGCCUCUUGAUACUUCAACAAAGCAUGAAUCGACUGUGAUUAUGCAUGCCUCUAACAACGACUUACAAGACUCAAGGGCACUUAGGAGCCAGAAUCUCAAAGAAACCUCUAAUACAUUUGCUCCACCAAAACAAGCUUUUGACAGGGUCUUAUAUAAAAACUCUACUGGGUAUGACUCCGGGCUGAAUGUUAAUGAAGAAAGAGGACACAAAGAACAAGAAGAAAAAAGAUUUUCAUAUCAGCAGCUAUACACCAACACCCUUUCUGAUAUGGAUUUGAACAACCUUAAUGAACUUUCUAAGAGACACGUGCUCCUAAGCCAGAAAGGCUCUCAGUUUGUUUAUCACAUAACUGUUCAUGGAUCAACUGAAAAUAAGAAACAACCCAAACAGCCUUACAAAGAGACAAAAUAUAAGAACUUAGAAAUGUUAUGGAAAUUCCAUUCUUCUUCUGACAGCCAGCCACUUAGAGCUUCUCCAGAUUCAUGGCUCACCCAGAUAAUGGAGCAGCAUCAGCAAGCCUUGGUGCAACUGGCCGACUUGCAGCCCAGUGAAGGGGCCUUACCCAGCAUCACGCUUCCACCUAUACUGUCAAGGGUAGAAAGUGAAUCCCAACUCAGUUCAGAGAGAAGUGAAAGAAACCAAGCGAAAAUUAGCCGUAGCAAUUCUGAAGGCUAUCUGUUUCAGCUGGAAAAGGGAAAAAAACAUAGGAAAAGAAGCCACAGUAAGAACACCAAGCUGAAAGGUUAUCAGAAAAGAGACGUGAAGCUUGGAGGCCUCGGACCCGACUUUGAGUCCCUCAGAGACAAAAUGCAAAAAUUACUACAGCAAAAGGAAUAUUCGAAACAAGUCAAGGAGUACAACAUGAAGACACUGUCCAUUCUGUCAAAACCACAAACAGCAAAAACUGAAAAUAAAUCUGCUGUCCCUCGGCAGAAGGCUUUGGAAUAUGCUAAGACCAUCCCCAAACCCAAACCAGCAAAUCCGACUCAUCAAGCAUCAAAGGAGCAACAAAAUCCAACCUAUGCUGGGAAAGAAGAAAGUUUACCUGGAAUCUCACUGCUGGAAAUACUGCAGAACAGACACGAAAGGGAAAAACAGGCUGUGGCUGCUUUCAAAGUCCUUCGCAUCGUGUAGAAAACAUUUGGUAGGAAGGAGACCAAAAAUGAUCCAGGAAUGGACACGGAGAAAAGAAACACCAACCACCUUCUCUGUGUUGAGAGUGAUAACCUACUAUUCCCAUCUAACUGCAGUCCAUGUUUGCUUUCUGAAGGAUUUAAAAUAUGGGUCCAUAUUUUACUUUCUAGGAAGAAAUUUUUAAAAAUUAUUUAUUUUCAAAUGAGUUAGAAAUUGGGGCUGAAUAAUAACUAGAGAAUAAAGCUUUUGGUUUUAUAUCGAUUUUUUAAUUUCUUAAUCUCUACCCCUUUCCUUAGCAUAAUGGAAACCUUAAAGUUACCAGAAAUAAAUCUAGCUGUGUUUCUCUCUUACCUUCCUAGAAAGAAAACCAAGUAUAAACACUUCAGUUUCUCCUAAAAUGGCCUCAGUCACCAGUAAAUUUUGUGAUAACAUUUCAAAAUAUUGCUAAAAUCUCCAAGUUUGGCAAAAGGUUUAUAUAUAAAGUUGAGGACGGGCACAGUGGCUCACACCUGUAAUUGCAGCACUUUGGGAAACUGAGGCAGGUGAAUUGCUUGAGGCCAGGAGUUUGAGACCAGCCUGGGCAACAUGGUGAAACCCCAUCUCUACUAAAAAUGCAAAAAUUAGCUGGGCAUGGUGGCGCAUGCAUAUACUUCCAGCUACCCGGGAGGCUGAGUCAUGAAUGAGAAUCACUUGAACUUGGGAGGUGGAGGUUUCAGUGAGCUGAGAUUGUGCCACUGCACUCCAGCCUGGGCAAUAGAGCGAGACUCUGUCUCAACAACAACAAAAAGUCUCCUUCCCUGACAGAUUCUCUGGUCAGGGUCACAGGGAUGCUAAGACAGCCGGCUGCCUGGGCCUUCGCUGACCAUGCUGUCCUGGGUGGCACUUUCUGCCAUUGCCACAGAGGCCCCCUCUCUGUAGAAUGCAGCCUUCCUAGUCCAGGGGUAUUGCAGGCAACAAGGACCUUUCACACAAGGCAGCCACUCCUUGCUCCUCUACCACCUCUUCCUUCCUUUUCCUGUGGGGGGAAAGUUCAUUUUGGGUUGAGCCCUGAAUAAUUCUUCCAGUUUCUUUAUCCCAAAACUGGUGAGGACCCUAUGUGCUCCAAACUGGGGCUGAUCUUGAAUGCUUUAUCCAAAGAAAUACAUAUGAUCACUCCAGAGACCUUCUCACCAUAUCAAUAGUAGGGUUACUUGUCUAUGUAAUUUAAAAAUAUGGUGCCUCUAUUGGAGAAUUUGCUCAUAAACUCAAUGAGCAAAACAUUGCUCAACUAGAAGAGGUGAAGCAGGCUUCAUCAAACAAAUCCAGGUUGCAAUUGAUUUGGAGAAGUCACAGCAGUCACUGGUUCACAAGUGCCAUCACCUUUUUGAUGUGCAGAGGAAUAACAUUGCUAUGGCUCUGGAGGUUACUUACUGGGAACAACUGCAAAGAGUGUAUAAGGAAGUAAAGAAUCGCCUGGACUAUCAUAUAUCUGUGCAGAACAUGACGCGCUGAAAGGGACAAGAGCACAUGAUAAAUUGGGUGGAGAAGCACAUGGUAAGGGCAUCUCUCCACAGCAGCUUUGGGACCUAAAGCUAUUGGAAAAGAAGGCUCACACAUGGCCAGUUAUGUAAAUGUAUCUAUCCCAAUUGAGACAGCCAUAAACAUUUGACUGGCUAGUGGAAACUAGUCUAUGUGGCAAAAUCUUUCUGGAUUGCUGUCUACUAAAGUAGUUUAUAUGUCCUAAAAAUGAAACCUUUGUUCAACAUACUGAGAGAACUCAAUCUGUUGGUCAGAUGUUUCUCAUCCUUCUGACUCUGCAUUUGAGUUGUUCCAUGAUUACUUUUUUUGUUGUUGGUUUUCUCAUUUUUGUUUCCAGAUGGAGUCUCGCUCUGUCACCCAGGCUGGAGUGCAGUGGCACGAUCUUGGCACACUGCAACCUCUGCCUCCUGGGUUCAAGUGAUUCUCCUGUCUCAGCCUCCCAAGUACCUGGGAUUACAGGUGUGCACUAUCAUGCCUGGCUAAUUUUUGCAUUUUUAGUAGAGACAGGGUUUUGCCAGCUUGACCAGGCUGGUUUCGAACUCCUGACCUCAGGUGAUUUAAUCACCUUGGCCUUCCAAAGUGUUUGGAUUACAGGCAUUAGCCACCAUGCCUGGCCUCAUGAUGGUUUUUGAAAAAGUAGUUUGCCUUGAUUAAAUGUUGGUGCCUGACUAAAGAUUACCAGGCUAUAGUUUAAAUUUGUAAUUUAUUCUACCAUCUUGCAAUAAAGUGACAAAUGAAUGAAGCAAUAAAUAAAUAAAUAAUAAAGUUGAAAAAAAUAAAGGUACCUCUGGCUAUGCCUGCUCAGAUAAAACAAAUCCCAGUGUUGCCCUAACAGAGCGUCAGGACAUUAGUUAGAAAUCUUUCAACAAGUCCAGAAACACCCAAUGCAGGCAACUCUGAGAGACACACUUUAUCAAAGCUCCUUACUCCAAGUACAUAAACUUGUUGGGCACUUUGCCAUCACAAAUAUCUUAAAAUAUUGUCAAAUGUGUGUUUUCACACAUACACAUACACAAACUAGAUAAGACAGAGCAUUCCAUAGUUUACUACUGAAUGCAAAUAUUAAUAAAUAUUUUUUUAAAAAUCUUUUUAAACAUUGCAAGAAUUCCCAGUCUUAAAAUAAUUACUGGAGGGCUUAAUUUUUUACUUUCUUUCUUAGACAUUACAUUUUUAGAUAGGCCUAUCCAGAAGUGAUAAUCUGAACAUCAACUUGGGCAAAUCUGUUUAUCUAUACAUGUGGUGUAAGGAGUAGCUUUGGAAAUUUACUCCUGUGUUGUAUACAUUUUACAUGUACCAGAAUAUAGUGUAAAAGGUGCCUAUACAAAACCUUCUCUUAAAACUGAAAGCAGUUAGGAUUGGGAGUCUGCAAAGAUAACAAGUAUCUGAAGAUGAACAGAAAACUGGUGAAUCAUGUUUCAGUGGGAUUUGGAAAGUGUAAUAUAUGAGGCAUUAGGCUUAGGAAAAUCACAGGCCAAAACUGCUCCUAAAAUAUAUUUGUAAGAGAACAGGCCCCUUCUGGAUAAAUGAAGACAUUUCUAGAAAUACGAGGUAGAAUAAAUAACUUUCAUUAAUGUUUUCCUAAAAAACUUGAACUUGAUCUGGAAGAGAAAAACAAUGCACAUAGAGACAUUCAUAUUUAAAGGAACAGGGUAAAAUUUUUAAAUAUUCGAUUUGUAUUAGAAUAUCUUAAAAGAAUUUAGAGCUUGGGAAGAGUUUCUCACAUUCAACUGCCAGUUUUUCAGAGGAGGAAAUGAAGGUCAAGAGAAAGGCUACAUGACUGAGAAGUCCAUCAGUCCUACUGAGGGUAACGGGAGGGUAGCCAGGGCUGAAUCUCCCAUCUUUCAACACUAGUAGUAGUACUGUUUAUUGGUCUAUGGAAGGAGGUUGUCUUGUUUCUUCUUGUAGACAAAGAACAUGUAGUUGUUAUGAAUUUCUAUUUUGGAUCUGAUUUUCUACCACGUUCAAUUUUUAGAAAUAUACAUUAGUAUGUACCUAAUAAUUUUUUAGCAGGUACAAUCUGCCAACUUCCUUACUACAUUGAUAAAUUAGAACACACAUAUAAAGCAACUCAAACCUAGAAACUGAUCAAUAAGAGACACUAUUUAUUUUCUUUUUUUUUUCCGGAACAUUUCACAAACUUCCCAUACUGUUUUUCUGUUAGCUUAAGCAUUGUUAAAUUCUUCCCUUUCACACCUACUGCCAAGAACCCACACUUAGCGAAGCAGCUUAAGUGACUCAGUUCAUGUCAAACGUUUCACAGGAUUCUUACUCCCAAGGCAACUCUUUACUAUCCAGUACAUAAGACUCUAGAACACUAAAAUUCUUUAUAUAGUGCCAUGUGGCAUCUAAAAUACCUUUGGCUAAGAAAUAAAACAUAUUUGAUGAAAGUCUGGGGUUGAAAUCAAAGAAUGGAUCAAAGUGGCCCUUCAUUUGGCUCCAAGUCAUCUCACCAUAGUGAAAUACAGCAGAAUGGCACUAAGCUACUGUAAUACCGAGGGGGGAGAUUUUGCAAAAACAGGGAGUAACAAACACGUUUUUGCUCCUACUUUAAAGUAAAUUGUACUAAUGACAACAAUAGUGAUCUUUUAUAGGCCCAAAUUGGAUCACUGAUCAAUAUGAUAGCAUUUCAGUUUCAAAUAUUGGAAAGCAAAAAAUAAUCUGCCAAUUAGAAAACAAAAAGCUUCAAACUUGAGUGAUGUAAUGAUGGAACACCUGUAUUUGACUAGACGUUAUAUACACACCAUUGAAAGACACAGUACCUUAUCUGCCUAAUCUCUACAAACUGCUGCAAAUAAAGGAUGUUUAAACCAUG
This is a messenger RNA of Callithrix jacchus (white-tufted-ear marmoset), 7806 nucleotides long. RefSeq names its product junctional cadherin complex regulator (gene JHY). NCBI's taxonomy places the organism in Eukaryota, Metazoa, Chordata, Mammalia, Primates, Cebidae. The record is from RefSeq and is a predicted model, not a curated record. Gene Ontology annotation, biological process: axoneme assembly; brain development.